This is a messenger RNA of Cuscuta europaea, 1497 nucleotides long. The record is from the annotation of a GenBank genome assembly. Lineage: Eukaryota; Viridiplantae; Streptophyta; Magnoliopsida; Solanales; Convolvulaceae.
GCCAGAGCAUCAAAGAAGAGAGAUAGAAAGCUCCAAGAUCAUACUCCAUUGUUGUAGCUCAAGCUCAAGCAAGAGUGAUUCAAAAGGAGGAGUUUUAAGAGGGAAAAAGGGAGGAAAAACUUGGAUAAUUAAGGAGCUUGACUAAAGUGGUUCUAGAUUUCGCCGGAGUUUCGCCGGAGUUUCACCGAAGUUCACCGGAGUCUCGCCGGAGUUCAACUAAGAAGAGUAGAAUCUUCCUAAAGCUCAUUUGAGGUAACAAUAUGGACGUCGGUUCCCUCUUCGCCCUGAAGAACGCGAAGGGGAAGAAGAAGGCCCCGGGGGGCGCUCCUGCCAGGGAGGGGCCCUCUCAAACUGCUGGCGCCGCUGCUGGCGCCGGAGGGUCCAAGGGUGCUGGGCCCGUCAAAAAGAAGAUUGCUGGAAAGGGGACCAAGCCCCCGGCCAAGAAGCCGAAGACCACCGCCCCUACCAAACAACCGAUCACCGAUGUGGUGGUGAUUGUGGACGAAGGGCACGCUUCUGCCUCCACCCCCCAGGAACAAAUCAAUCAGGAGUUCUUUGGGCGGGAGAGGUUGGAGGCGUUAGUACCGAAGGGGGCCUCCGUGUUGGAGGGCAGUUUGAACCCUUCGGCUCUGAUGAGCCAGAUGCUGCCGUCGGCCGACCGACUGGCCCUUGCCCGGCUGGACGAGGGAUCCCUCGAGGCGAAGGUCCUCCUGAAUGCUGCCUCCACUUUUAUGGGCCUCUGCGAGCACCUCCGAAGGGUGGAUCAAAUGAGGGAGGCCAAGGGUGCCGCCGAGGGGGAGGCCGCCCUCCUCAGGAAGAAGCUUGCUGAAGCCGAGGACUCUCUCCGUCUGGCCACUGACGGCAUGGAGCAGAGGGUGCAAGCUGCAAGGGCCGAAGGGGUCAAUGAGGGGCUAGCCAGGGCCGGGGAGGCCGCCGCCGAGGCCGCCCGUAUUGCUGCCGAUGAAGCCCGCGUGGCUCAAGAAGAGGCCGUCUCCAAGGCCCGAGAGGAUGCGGUGACCAGCUUCACGGCCGAAGGGUGGAAGGCCGAAGACCGGAGGGAGUGGCUCGCUUCGGUGGUGGGGGCUUCAGUAGACGAGUGGGUCGGGGGCCCCGGAAAGAUGUGGCUUGCUGAGAGGAGCGACUCGUACUACCAAGGCGGGGAGUUCUUCACCCAACGCCUCAUCUACCGGAAGCUUGCAAAGCACUUUCAGGUUGCACCGGAGGAGUUCCGUCCCGAGGCUUAUGGCCUCCCCCCCGCCAGCCAGAUGUCAGGAUCCCGCUCCCCGAGGGGGAAGAGAGACCGGUUCUUGAAGACUCGGAGACCCUCCGGGAGUGCGGCCUUGGGGGUGAAGAAGAUGAAGCCGAGAGCGAGGCGAUGUCCACAGUACCCCCUUCUUGAAUUGUAUUCCCCCCUUUUGUGUUGUAAUUGUUGGCCUCGGCCUCCUUUGUAACAGUGCAAUUAAACUUCCUUUUUUUGAAUGAAUGAGUACAUAUGCC